Molecule: messenger RNA, 1632 nt
Organism: Fonsecaea erecta
Lineage: Eukaryota; Fungi; Ascomycota; Eurotiomycetes; Chaetothyriales; Herpotrichiellaceae
Exons: 1
Coding region: 1-1632 (543 amino acids)
Biological process (GO): mRNA cis splicing, via spliceosome
Cellular component (GO): spliceosomal complex; cytoplasm
Molecular function (GO): protein binding
Source: RefSeq, a predicted model, not a curated record
AUGAGCGACCUUCAGCAAGCCCACAAAAGAAAGCGAUCUCAAUCCCCUCCAUGGCGGCGGCGUGACGACAACCGACAGUAUCGAGAACGAGACGCUUCCGGGAGGCGAGACCAUGGCCAGCCUCAACGAUGGUCUCAUAAGGAUCAGAUGAGAAUCAAUCAGCUACAAGAAGACGAGCGCAUGAGAGAGUGGGUUGCGCAAGAGGAUGAUUUUGUUCUCAAGCAGGCUAAGAAGAAGGCAGACAUCCGCGUCAAGGAAGGGCGGGCGAAACCUAUCGACUGGUUGGCAGUGACCCUCCGUGUUGUCGACCCGACCCGAAAUCCUCUGGAUGAUGAGGUCGACGAGAAAGACUUGGAUUUUGUCGACCCGGACAGCGUCUUCGAUGGGCUCUCUGAAAGCCAGCUCUCCGACCUGCGCAAGGGUAUCGAGACCUACAUGAACCUGGAGAAGAACAGGAAAAACAGGGACUAUUGGCAGACAAUGCAAAUCAUUUGCAAGGAUAGGCAGAAGAAGCUACGUGCGUCAGGCCCUGAAGGAAGGGCCAUGAGCUCUGUGGCGUCGGACAUUGACAACCUCUUGAGCCCCAAGUCCUACGAGCAGCUGGAGGUGUUGGAAGGACAAAUAAGGACCAAGCUGGAUUCGGACGAACCCAUAGAUACGGACUACUGGCAACAAUUGCUGGAUAGCCUGCUGGUCUGGAAGGCAAAAGCGAAGCUCAAGAGAGUAUGUCAGGAUGUGCUCGAAUCGCGGUUGAAGAAUUUGAAACAGGAAAAUGAGCAGAAAGCACUCUUGGCGCAGCAAAAACUUCGGAAUGCCGGAGUCGAGCCCACAACUGCCAUCCAAUAUUCGAAGGGGCUGGACCCCGACCCGUUGCUGGAGAUCUCGACCAAAGACAAAGGCCUGGAGGUCGUGGAUGAGAGUGCCUUCCUACAAAGUGUGGCAGCAAGCAGAAAGAAAGUCAUAAACAUGGGCUACGUCCCAGCGCCGAAAGCAAGUGCCGCCUCGACCGCGACAAUCUCGACUUCUACACAAUUGCGUCCCGCGGCUAAAACUAUUGAUCCCACCAGCCGGUUUGAUCAGUCGACAGACGAUAUUUCCGCGACCACGAAGGCCCUCUUCGACCGAGAAGUGGCCAAAGGCGUCAGGGAAAACGAGGAGAUAUUUGCUGGCGAGGAAGAGACCUCGUCCGAGUCCAAGCCGCUCUGGAUGCAGCAAUAUGGCGGCAAGUAUCGUCCGCGGAAACCGAAAUACUUCAACCGGGUCCAGAUGGGCUACGAAUGGAACAAAUACAACCAAACUCACUACGACCACGACAACCCUCCUCCGAAAGUUGUGCAGGGCUACAAAUUUCACAUCUUUUAUCCCGAUCUCAUCGACCCUACCAAAGCACCCACAUAUAAGAUCAUCCGUGAAGGAGGUCGAAGGAAGGGCCAAACAAUGGCUCCCGCGGGACAAGAAGAUACCUGCAUCAUCAGAUUCAUGAGCGGGCCGCCAUAUGAGGACAUCGCUUUUAGGAUUGUGGAUCGGGAUUGGGAUUACAGCGCGAAGCACGAACGUGGGUUCAAGAGCACAUUCGAAAAAGGAGUAUUGACGCUUCAUUUCACUUUCAAGAGAGUGGUGUAUCGGAAGUGA